GCCGGCUCAUUGGCUGCGUCUCGUCACGUGCCCGGAAGCCGCGGGCGAGCGAUGGGCAAGAAGGCUGGGGCGCUUGGGCGCUCGCUCCGCCGCGGGGUCCGCGCGGGAGGGGCAGGAUGGCGCCACACGAGCGAGCUGGGCGAGCAGGGCCGGGCCCCCCCGCCGCAGUCGGUGACGGAGCAGAGCCCGCUGGAGGCCUUCCUGGCGGCGGCGGAGCUGGCGGGCGCCGCCUUCGCGGCAGAGAAGCUGGACGUGCGCCUGGUCUCCGGCGGGGCUGCGGAGGAAGCCGCCCGCCCGCGGGAGGAACAGGAGCGGCAGGUGCUGCGCGUCCCCCGAAGGCCGCUAUGGGACGAACAAACAAGCCCUGCGGCAUUGGAGCAGGCUGAAAGAGACAGCUUCCUGAGGUGGAGGAGGCAGCUUGCGUGGAUGGAGGAAGAGGAGAACCUCCUGCUGACCCCAUUUGAGCGAAAUUUGGACUUCUGGCGUCAGCUCUGGAGGGUCCUUGAGAGAAGCGAUGUUGUGGUUCAGAUUGUGGAUGCCAGGAACCCCCUCCUGUUCAGAUGCCGAGACCUGGAAUGCUACGCUAAAGAAAUCAGCCUGGAGAAGGAGAACCUCAUCCUGCUCAACAAAGCCGACCUGCUGGGGGAGGAGCAGCGCUCGGCCUGGGCCCGCUUCUUUGAGAAGGAAGGGGUCCGCGUGGUCUUCUGGUCGGCCUUGGCAGAGGGGAGCCGGCUGGGGGCCAACCCUGAGGAGCUGGAAACCAGGGCAGACCCGGCUAGCCAGGGUGCCGGCCCCAGGGAGCAGCGGACCACCAACGGAAGAGCAGAAAGCCCCCCCGGCACCCAGCGGGAGAGCGACAGGGAGGAAGACGGUGACGUGUACGAGGACUGCGAGGAGGAGGAGGAGGAAGCCUGGCUGACUUGCUCUGAAGAUGGGGAGCAAGAGACCCCCAUUGUGCCCUUGGGGAGAAGCAGGGCUGAGCUCUCACCACCAGCACCCCCCCAGGCCUCCCCCAUCAGAAACAGCAGCUGCCUGGUACAAAGAGAGGAGCUCCUGGAGAUAUUUGCAACUGUUCACGCUGGGAGGAAGAAGGUCAGAGAGGGGCAGCUCACCGUUGGCUUGGUGGGCUACCCCAAUGUAGGGAAGAGCUCGACCAUCAACACCAUCCUCGGGAAGAAGAAGGUGUCUGUCUCUGCCACGCCAGGACGCACAAAGCACUUCCAGACGCUGUUUGUGGAGCCCUCCCUUUGCCUCUGCGACUGCCCUGGGCUGGUGAUGCCCUCCUUCGUCUCCACCAAAGCCGAAAUGGUUUGCAGCGGCAUCUUGCCCAUCGAUCAGCUGCGGGACCACGUCCCCCCCGUCACCCUCGUCUGCCAACGGAUCCCUCGGCCAGUCUUGGAGGCCACCUAUGGGAUCAGCAUCCUCCGGCCACGCGAGGAUGAGGACCCUGACCGGCCGCCAACCUCAGAGGAGCUCCUGUCGGCCCUGGGCUGCAUGAGGGGCUUCAUGACGGAUCACGGGCAGCCAGACCAGCCGCGCUCAGCCCGUCUCGUACUGAAGGACUACGUCACGGGCAAGCUGCUCUACUGCCACCCGCCUCCGGGCGUGGAUGCCAAGCUCUUCCAGUUGGGGCUCGAGAGGCUUCGGCCCAGCAAAGGGGCAGCAGCAGCCGCGCAGCGCAAUGGGCAGCAGCCGUCCGGCAGGGUCCCCAGGAUGAAGCAGACAGAGAACCCAGUGGACUUGGCCUUCUUCCACCAGGAGAAUGUCCGGGCCUUGACCAGAGGCACCCGGGCCAGAGUGGGCUGCCCAGCAGAGACGGCUGCCCACCUCCCUUCCGGACCUGGCUCGGCCGAUGGAGCUGGGAAGCCGUGGAAGAGACACGGGAACCGGAACAAGAAGGAGAAGCUGCGCCGCCUCAACAGGCACCUGGAGGCCUGAUGGCUGGAAGGCCGGGAGGGAGGCAGAGGCCCCCGAGGGGAGGGGCUGCCCCAGCGCCCUCCGAAAUAAAAGACCUUUCUUGAUGGUGUCUCCUGGUCACCUGGGCUUCAUCCUCUCCUGAAUCAUCACGAAGCCGAUCAGUCUCCUGACGGGAUGGGAUGGCUCUGCCAGGGUGGGGUGGGAGUGGAUUUUUUAUAGGUUUUUUUUUAUUAUUAUGCACUGGAUCUAUAAAUGUUGUAAGCUGCCAGGAGUCACCUCUGAAAUAUAAUAUAAAUUUGUUAAAUAAAUAAAUAAAGAGUUGAGAAGUUCCUGCCAGCAGAAACUA
Molecule: messenger RNA, 2263 nt
Organism: Crotalus tigris (Tiger rattlesnake)
Lineage: Eukaryota; Metazoa; Chordata; Lepidosauria; Squamata; Viperidae
Gene: LSG1
Product: large 60S subunit nuclear export GTPase 1
Exons: 14
Coding region: 52-1938 (628 amino acids)
Biological process (GO): ribosomal subunit export from nucleus
Cellular component (GO): cytosol
Molecular function (GO): GTP binding; GTPase activity
Source: RefSeq, a predicted model, not a curated record